This is a messenger RNA of Anopheles gambiae (African malaria mosquito), 770 nucleotides long. RefSeq names its product U6 snRNA-associated Sm-like protein LSm5. Gene Ontology annotation, biological process: mRNA splicing, via spliceosome. Bases 382 to 666 code for a protein of 94 amino acids. Gene Ontology annotation, cellular component: Lsm1-7-Pat1 complex; U4/U6 x U5 tri-snRNP complex; U6 snRNP. The transcript is spliced from 3 exons. NCBI's taxonomy places the organism in Eukaryota, Metazoa, Arthropoda, Insecta, Diptera, Culicidae. Gene Ontology annotation, molecular function: RNA binding. The record is from RefSeq and is a predicted model, not a curated record.
CCUUUUCUUCCAAAACCAGUGUUAUGGUCGAGAUUCUCUUUAUAAAUUAUAAAAAGAGAAAUAGCUAUAACGCCAUUGCAUGUAAAUAAUUUGAUUUUGUUAUGCAAAUUAAUAUUCGCAACAACAAAAAAAGACUGCCAAACUGUGAUGCAUUGGAUUGCUGUCGUGUACAGGGCACUUCACAACGCGCGCGUCGCAGUGACGUUUGCCGUUUGCUACCGUCUGCGUGAAACGUCACAACAGCUGUAAACAAAACAAUUUACCGGCGGCGCGGAAAGCACACACUCUCGUUUGCACAAAAGCAGCAAGAAAAAAGCGAUCCCAAAGGUAAAGUUGUGAGCAGAAAAUUUCGAUUCCAACACGUAAAGUCAGCUCCUAAUAAUGGCACAAACAACCGUCGCGAAUCAAUCAACAUUGCUACCACUCGAGCUGGUAGAUAAAUGCAUCGGUUCGCGGAUACACAUCAUCAUGAAGAAUGAUAAGGAGAUUGUGGGCACGCUGCUUGGGUUCGACGACUUCGUCAACAUGCUGCUGGAGGACGUGACGGAGUACGAGAACACACCGGAAGGCCGGCGGAUAACCAAACUCGACCAGAUCCUGCUGAACGGCAACAACAUUACGAUGCUCGUGCCCGGUUCCAGCGGCGAUCUUCCGGAAGCAUCGUAAAGCGCUUGCGGCAUAUUUCCCCCUCCCUGUGAAUCGAGAAGAGUGUGAAUUAAUGUAAUUGAAAACGCGAAUAAUGGAAGAAGAGAUAACUCGUGCAAAAAUAA